ACUACUUCCAUUGAGCUCAUAACUGGCUACACCCAAGUUUGCAUCAAUUCAUACUUGCAGAUCUACUAUGAAAUUCAAGAUACCCAGAGAGCUAGACGUAGUCAAUGACCAGCUCAGAUCAAAUUCCGUGUCACCUCAAAGUCCCCUAAAGAGAACUGAAGAAAAUGGUUGCACCGACAACGAUGAUUUGGCAACACCACAAACUCCGCCGGAAUCCAUGGCACAUCUCAACACGCAAUUCCUCUCCCGCAGCUGGCAUCAUUCCAAUGAAGAUCUGAAACAUAUUCCUGUGAAAAUAAAAUCUGCAAGUAUGGUACCGGUACCAUUAAUCUUACCUCCGGCUGAACCGGACUUGGGGAGCAGAUCGCAACCUACUUCGAGACGAGGAAGUGUCGAGUAUGAUUCCAAUUUUCGCAGAUUCACACGAGCAUACUUGAUACCUGCUGCGAAAUGGGCCUAUCUGCCAUUAAGCAAGAACAAAAAGAAGGUAAAGCACGAUGAAGACUAUAUCAUUGAAUAUUCUACGUUCAGACCAUUGAGAAACUUGCCACAGUUGACAUCAGCCAGGGAUAUUUUCAUUCACUGGAGAAGAGUAGUGGAAGAUGAAACAAAAAUUCCAUUUGACUUUCCAGAGAAUUACCUCAGCGAGCGAGAUUUCUCGAUGUUGCUAAGUCAUAUAACUGAAAUCAUUGAACUUGAGCAUGAGUUCCCCCAGAGAAUAACUCAGGGUUCAUCCGGGAGUUACUUCAUAUAUGGGAGAAGACCCAAUGGAGAAAUAUACAAAGCGGGUGUAUUCAAACCGAAAGACGAAGAGCCAUAUGGUCCACUCCUGCCAAAAUGGUCCAAAUGGGCCCAUAGAACUUUCUUCCCGUGUUGUUUCGGGCGGUCUUGUCUUAUUCCCAAUUUGGGAUAUAUCAGUGAAGCAGCUGCAUGUUGUCUCGAUCGACAUUUGCAAUCAUACAUUGUUCCAUUUACUGAGGUGAUUUGUUUGCGAUCUCCCACGUUUUUCUAUUCGUAUUGGGAUCAGAAUAGCGAUGUUACGAAAUUACCCCAGAAAAUUGGAUCAUUUCAAGUGUUUCUUCAAGGAUACCUGGAAGCAGACGUGUGGAUACGUCAGAACCCAAUACCGCUGGAUCAUGAAACAAUACUGAAUCUACCAAAAUAUCUGGAUGUUGAAGUGGACAUAAACGAGAGUGAAUUUACAUUCAAAUGGAGCAUUGAGUCGAUGCGACAGUUUCAAGAAGAAGUGGAAAAACUAGUGAUCUUAGAUUAUAUAAUGCGAAAUACUGAUCGUGGAUUAGACAAUUGGAUGAUUAGAGUAGACUGGACCCAGGUUGACUCCGACAGUAAAACCACAAAGAUCAUGAAACCCAAGAUCAAGAUCGGAGCCAUUGAUUCGGGAUUAGCAUUCCCUUGGAAACACCCCGAUGAAUGGCGGUCAUUCCCAUUCGGAUGGCUCUUUCUUCCAUACUCUAUAAUUGGCCAGCCAUUCUCAAUGCGAACGAGAAAUCAUUACUUGCCGCUUCUUACAUCAAAACUAUGGUGGGAACAAACGGUCAAGGGACUUCGGGGAGUGUUCACUAAAGAUCAAGAUUUCCAAGAAAGAUUGUGGCAUAAACAGUUGGCAGUACUCAAGGGACAAGCGUUCAAUGUAGUUGAGAUCCUAAAGUUGGGAUACGCGGGCCCAUUGGAAUUGGCUAAACGAGAGAACUUGCUUGUGUUUGAUGAUGUCAUGUACAUGCCGGAGAAUAUCGAUAGUAACGAAGACAUAUUCCGCAUGCAAUCUUCACUGUAUGAAACAGAUACCUCUCGUCAAUAUGAUGACAUACAUACUCCAUUACUCCCUAGUCAAGCCCAUACCUACUUAUCAAAUAGUCUUGUGGCAAUAAAUGAAGACGAUGUGGCAAAUGGAUCAGGGUACGAGCAUAUUAAUAGAGAUAGCGGCGUGAAUGCUACAGGAAACAGAAGAGUUAUUAUAGAACGGUUAGUUAAAGAAACUAGUAGACCACCAGUAUUUACAUGGUGGUGAUAGUCUAUACAUACUUGUCGUGAAAUAUACGGGCAUAGUCAUCAGAAUUACCUUUGAAAUCUUCUUGGUUAAGUUCAAACAUUCCUCUUUCCUCUUUGAUUCUAAAUUGGACCAUUUUCAAUAAUGAGUAAAUCACGGAAAGUAUAGGUGUAGACACACCGUUUUCUCUAGCAAUUCUCAUAGGGUUACCCAAGAUGAUUUCCAAUUCCAUUAAUUGUCCUUUUCUCAUGUCGAUACACAUGGAAGGAGCAUAGAAUAAUCCGUCGCCUAUGUGAAUGAACUUGUCGACUUUACUAGCAUCACAUUCUACUCCCACGGAUUUGGCAAUGGCAAUGACUUCCAACAUGGCUGGUCUUAUUAAGUCUUCAUUGACGCCGUUGAUUUGAAGACGAGUCACAUCAAGAUUGACUAAUGCAGUAAUGGUAUUGAAUACGGAAUUAUAGAUCAAUUUCUCCCAUCUUGUCUUUUGAACAUUCUCAUCGAGAACAAUUUUGUUCUUGUUAUCCGGGUUUUGAUAGAUGCUGAUAAACUCCUCAAUCUUCAGUUGGGAGAGAGGGUGGCGCUUUCCUUCAGGAUUGAAGUCUCCAAGGAAGACAUUGUCUGGUCCCUUAUUGUCAACAUGACCAUGGUAGUAAGUUGAGCCAAUGUGCGAGAUUCCACUAAGGACAAGAUGGUUGGGGAAUGCAGCAUACAUGGGCUUCUCAACUCCUAAACCGUUUUGGAGCAAGAUUAUUACCAGCUCAGGACUGGAGUCAACUGCAGGUUUAAUAAUUUGUUCACAAGUGAUGGAAGCAUCCGGAAUGUUCUUAGUGGUGACUAAUAUGUAAUCAAACGGACCAAAUCUUUCAGCAGCAUCGGUGACCGAUUUAGCUACGUUGUGAGGCUUCCAGUUGGUCAACUCACCAUAUGUGCACGAAUUAAUCGAAUAACCCUUGGUGGAAAUAAGUUCAUAGUCGGAUCUGACUACUAAGGUGACUUCACAUUUAUUGUUGGUAGUGAGUGAAAGUGCGGAGAUUGUUCCUACUCCGCCGGAACCAAUAAUCAACACUUUUGGUUUGGUGACUGAAGUAGCAGGUGUCAUUGGUCUAUAUAAGUUCUAUCGUGUUAGCAAAAUAAGGGAAAUUUCCUGGAAAAGAAACAAGUAGAUCUUUUCUGGGGUAAAUCAAAGUGGAUGACAGGAUUAUAUUUGUAGCAGUAAAAUCUC
Messenger RNA from Spathaspora passalidarum NRRL Y-27907, 3233 nucleotides. RefSeq names its product 1-phosphatidylinositol 4-kinase. Lineage: Eukaryota; Fungi; Ascomycota; Pichiomycetes; Serinales; Debaryomycetaceae. The record is from RefSeq and is a predicted model, not a curated record. The coding region runs from base 68 to 2029 and encodes 653 amino acids. Gene Ontology annotation, cellular component: lysosomal membrane; trans-Golgi network; endosome. Gene Ontology annotation, biological process: endosome organization; phosphatidylinositol phosphate biosynthetic process; Golgi organization. The transcript has a single exon. Gene Ontology annotation, molecular function: 1-phosphatidylinositol 4-kinase activity.